CAUCUAUUAUGAACUUUUCUCAGUCUUCUCACUCGUUAUUUUCUACAAUUUGCCUACAAUCUUCAAACAAUCAAAGUCUUUAGGAUGUCUGUCGGCUCUGGUGCAGGAGACCGGGAUACUAUCACCCAGAUACGAAUCUCUGAAAAUCGAGAAAUUGGGGUCCUCAAUGACAGACAUGCUGACUACAUCUCUGAGGUCCGUUUCCUUCAAGCAGUUCAACGCAAGCUUAGAUUGCGUCUGGAGCAAUGGAUGAAAACUGGAACGCCGAGGAAGAGAACAGACGUGACUGAGUCGAUGAUAACAGUAGAGUCGAAGUCACGAUAUGAUGCCGAUGCAGAGAAAAUUCCUGCGCUCAAUGACGAACUGAACAGUACGCGAUCGAGAUAUGAAUCAGCCGUGCGUGGACGUGAUAUGGCCGCCGAAGACUCACUUCUUGUCAGAUUGUGCGAUCUUCGUGCUCAGCUAUGCCUAGCCAAAGGACGCGGAAAAGUGAUCCAAGAAGAAUGCGCAAGGCUCCGAAAAGAGAACCAGAAGAUUGUGGACGAUAUCGCAUCGCAGAGACAGGUGUUUGACAGAGAAACGCAAGAACGCUACAGCUACGAACGUCGCGCUCAGCCGUUGCUCCAGGAAUGCGAAGAGCUAUUGAAAACCUACAAAGAGGUUAAAGUACCCGUACCCCGCUACUCGACUGAGGACAUCGAACAAGACAGAAAACAUUGGCGCGCCGAAUUGGAAACCUCCAUGGUUGACAUUCGUAGGCAAUACGAUAUACUUGCCAGCACUGUUAAGUCGGAGAUGGAACAAUGGUACAAGGAGCAGGUGAUUGGAAUCGAUGUCAAGCACCGCGAUGAAGCAUCUUCUUUCAAGAAGAGACUUGCUGAACUACGCGAAGAACUGGUUGACGUCCGCACAAGGCUCAAUCAUCUGGAAGAACGCAAUCGCCUGCUGACGAGCUUGAUCGCCGAUUUCGAAGAAGCCAGAGACCAAGAGCAGAGGCUUAGCGCCUCUUGCGUCAAGGAAGACGAGGAGAAUCUUAGGAAGCUCAUCGAACGCUACAAUGAGCUCGUCGCCGGUACUCCACGAGAUAAGAGAUACUCCGUGACGACAUUGCGCGCUGAGAUCCUGAGAUACAAAGAACUACUAGAUGGUGUGGGUCCCUCAGAGAAUCGCGGCAUCGGCGGUCCUGGCGGUCCCGGCGGUCCCGGCGGUCCCGGCGGUCCUGGCGGUCCCGGCGGUCCCAUCAGCAUUGCUGGGCAACGAACAUCUCACUCCUCUAGCAUAGGCGGUGGAGUGUACGAGCCUUACGGAACAAGAAGGGACAUCAGUGGAGCUACCGAAACCCGUGACUACAGGUACACAUCCUCCACAACCACAUCCCGAAAUGGAGGAAUCGGUGGCGGUGUAACUGUCACCAGCAAGGCCGAUUACACCUUGAGAGAUGAGCGGAGUCCCAGAGCUGGUAUUGAAGUGAUGCAACGCUCAGCCCAGGGGAAUGUCACGAUCGGGAGAGUGGCUAGAGACGGAUCAUAUGUGACCAUCGAGAACACUUCCCUGGACAUUGACCAGCACAUUGGUGAAUGGACGCUCCGCAGCACAAGCCCCUCCCUGAAGCAAGUUUCAUACACCUUCCCUCGUGGAUUCAUCCUAGCCCCUCAAAGCACCGUCCAGGUCUAUGCCCGUGGAAAGGGCAUUCACGAUCCACCCCGUUCGCUUGUCUGCGAAGCUGAGAGCACAUUCGCAACAGGUGAAGAUCUGGCCAUCUACCUUUACGACAACAAUAACCAGGAACGUGCUCGUCUCACUCAACGUGGGUUCUUCGCCACUGGUGGUGAUUCUGCAUUCUUCGCCAUUUCUGGUGAUUCUGCAUUCUAAACUGAUGUCUACAACGUCAAAACUGCCAUCAAGCGUCUGCCUGUUUUUCGUUCUGUUAGAUUAGACGAACAAUAUGCAAAAGGUUGUAUUUGCUUGCUCAGAUAUAAAUCAUGUAGUC
Molecule: messenger RNA, 1990 nt
Organism: Cylicocyclus nassatus
Lineage: Eukaryota; Metazoa; Nematoda; Chromadorea; Rhabditida; Strongylidae
Source: the annotation of a GenBank genome assembly